This is a messenger RNA of Leptinotarsa decemlineata (Colorado potato beetle), 2275 nucleotides long. RefSeq lists its product as uncharacterized. NCBI's taxonomy places the organism in Eukaryota, Metazoa, Arthropoda, Insecta, Coleoptera, Chrysomelidae. Gene Ontology annotation, molecular function: RNA binding. The record is from RefSeq and is a predicted model, not a curated record.
GGAAGAAGUUCAGAAACCUUUUGGAUGAGUAUGAGCGGAUCCUCUGUUUUCAUUCUAGAAGCGUUUUUUCAGUAUCCGUUAUUGACGUGAAAUGUAGAAUAAUGUGAAUGUGAGAUAACGUUAGUGUUUUAAUUAUACUUGGUUUAUUGAACACAAGCUAAGGUGUAAGAAAUUCAUGUUCAUUUCGAUACACCAAUAUUAACAACAGUACACAAACAAAGGGCAAUUGACAAAUGAAACCAUAGAAAAAAAAGGUAUACUAAUAUUGGUUUUUAGGAAUUCAGGCGAAGGCUACUUUUUUGACAAAUGCUUAUCACAGAAACAUCAACAACUAUAUUUUUGAAGAAAUUCAUUACAGUAUGGUUCAUCCAAAUUAAUUCAAAUGAAAACAUAAAUUUCCGAGAUAACUUUAACUCAUAGGAUGACCCUAAUUUUAUGCCUAGCAGUGUAUUCAAUGUGUUUCAAUCUGAAUAGUGUUAGAAGUACAAGCCUUAGUAUUUGUUACUCAGUGUUACGUGCCAUAGGUAAAUUAAAAUUUGUCAUCCAUCCAUUGUUUCCUUCACUAAAAUAUGAGAGGAUAUACGUUGUAUGUUGGUGGAUUACCUCGUGAAACGAAAAAGAGAGAUUUGGAAUGUUUUUUGAAAGGCUAUGGUAAACUGAACAGAAUUAUCAUCAAAAACAGAUAUGCAUUCGUGGAAUUUGACGAUAGCAGAUAUGCUGAAGAAGCCGUUCACGAAUUGAAUGGUCGAAAAUUACUGGGAAUAAGAGUGACUGUGGAAAUGGCCAAAGAAAAUGCUAGUAAACAUGAUACAGGUUUGAAGGGUCGAGAAAUUCACCAUUGUUCUUGUUGCAAAUAUAGAAGGGAGGAUCAACAGAUAAAAAUGCAAAAGGAUGCCUUUGGUGAGGCUUAUAAAUGCUAUCUUAAGAAAGAAAUUGAAAGGUUUGCACCCUCUUCGAAUAUGUAUGGGAAGCUUGACGAUAGAGGAAUGAACUAUCAGAGAAUUCCUCGACUAGAGGGUGGGAGGUUUGACAGGGAUGUCUUAUGUCAUAAGAUUCCCAAAAGAAGAAGCCGCAGUAUUUCAAGUAGUGAUUCAGGAAAAUAUUCGAAAUCGACUUACAGGGACUACCCGGAGAGCAGAUCGGAUGGAACCAGAAGAGUCUGCAGAUAUUCCCGUAACAGGUUUACAAAUAAUACAGGCAGUGCAAAAGUUUCUACCAAGGAUGUGGCCAGUGAGGUACGAGUAGUCAAUAAUUCAAAAGACUCUCUUCGUUCUCUGAACAGGUUGAGGUCAAGAUCCCGCUCAGUCAGUAUGAAAUCGACAUAUGAAUACUCCAACAACAGUAACAGAAGAAGCCGCAGUAACUCAAGUGGCGAUUCAGGAAAAUAUUCAAAAUCAAGCUGUAGUGACUAUUCGAAAAGUAGGUCGAGGUCUUAUUCAAAGGAUUCAAAUACAUAUGAUUACAAACAUGGUUCACAAAGAGAUUCCAAAAUUUCCCAGAAGAGAUCUAGAUCAACCUGCAUGAACUAUUCAAGAAGUAGGUCGAGGUCUCAUUCAGAAGAUUCAAAUACAUAUGAUCACAAACAUGGUUCACGAAGAGGUUCCAAAAAUUCUCAGAAGAGAUCUAGAUCAACCUGCAUGAACUAUUCAAGAAGUAGGUCGAGGUCUCAUUCAGAGGAUUCGAAUACAUUUGAUUACAAAGGUGGUUCCAAAAAUUCCUCGAGGAGAUCUGGACCAAGAUCUGGUGAUAAUGAGCCACUGUUUCACUCCGGAGUAGGUUCUCGUUCUCGUUCAGACAGCUUUUCUAGAUCCAAGUCAAGCAGAUCAAUGUCAAGAUCCCAGUCGAAGGAUUACUCAGAUUGUACGAAUUCUGGAGGCGAGUCAAGCAGCCAUUCCAAUCUUGAUUACAGAAAGUCAAGGUCUAGGUCCACUUCAAGAUCGAAAUCACCCAAUGGCUGCACCAAACGGUCUCGUUCUGAGUCAUAUUCUCCUGAAUGUGUGAAAAAGUCGAGAUAUAGGUCUAGAUCCUGAACUCCUAAUGGUGGAGCUUGAAAAUUAACAAUGAAAUAUCUCAUUUCGUUUUGAAAAAUGUUUAUUGCUUGUUUAAGAACUUACUCGAUUCUGUAAGUUAUUUUCAUGUUAACUUUCAAUCUGAGAGUUGCUUGCACAAAUUUUCGAAACUAGGAGAACAGUGAUGUAUUUGAUUCAAUAUUUUUUCUAGUUUUUUCCUUAUCCGAUAUUUAUAAUAACUAGUGAAUAUAUACAGUUUUGAUUUC